UGAAUGAAAUGUCGUUGGCAAUGCCGCAACCAGUUGUGUGGGUUGUGUUGUAUAUGCCGUCAGCCACUAUGUUAGAAGUAAUUUAACUUUUUCGCUUAUCAAGUCAAAAAUAAAAAGGUUGGAUGUGUUUAAUGUGUAAAUCCGAUGUAAACUAUCCCAAAUCGGAUCAAAAUGACAGCGAACAAUGCGCGAUUAUCAUAAUUUCCAGUAAAUUAUGAUUAAAAAUAUUGUGUUUUCUCAAAAUGGUGGGUGUUUGUUUUUGGGUUUCAUAUAUGGUCUUAUUAUUUAGUUCCUCAAGUUUUGCAAAGUCUAAGUGCGUGAAAGGCUGCUUUUGUUUAGACACUUCUAUUGAUUGCAAUUCAAAAGGUUUGGAAAGCAUACCGAACAAUAUACCCAUUUGGGCAACUUAUCUGGAAUUUAACCGAAACAAGUUGAGACAGAUCGAACCGCUAAACUUCCAAUCCUUGGAAAAAUUGACCACAUUAAAACUCAAACGAAACCAAAUAACUACCUUAAAAGAUGGCGCUUUUUAUGGUUUGAAGUUAAUUGAAAAACUAAUGUUAGACAGCAAUCAUAUAAAAGUCAUCUCAAAAAGUUGGCUUUACGGUUUGGAGUCUCUGAAGGACUUAUCAUUAAGUCACAAUGACAUUAUUCAAAUACACGAUGAUGCGUGGGAAUUUUGUCAUACGCUUAGCGUUCUUGAUCUCUCUUUUAAUAAAUUAGGAUCAAUUAAUGAAGACACUUUUAAAAACCUAGCUGGUUUACAAAAAUUAGCUUUAAAUAACAACAAUAUUACCUACAUUAAAGAUAAAGCCUUUAUACAUUUACCAAAGUUGAAAAUUUUAAACUUAAGUAAUAAUAAGAUCUCCUGGGCGAUAGAAGACGCCAGCGGAGUAUUUCAAGGGUUGACUGAUCUUGUUAGGUUCUAUAUAGCAGGGAAUAAUAUAAAAACAAUCAACGCCAAUGCUUUCUUAGGUUUAAGAAACUUGACUUUGAUAAAUUUAGCAAACAACAACAUUACAUCCAUUCAAAACAACGCCUUCAAUAAAGUGCCAUUAUUAAAGCAACUUAUUAUGAAUACGACAAGUCUAUUAUGUGAUUGUAACCUUAAGUGGUUUCUGGAAUGGUAUAGCCUUAAAGGAUUUAAACUGCAAGCAAUUUGUGCCUAUCCGGAAUGGUUAAGAGGCCAUUCCUUAGCCAGUGUGCCUCUCAAAAAUUUGACAUGUGAUGAAUUGCCUAAACCUAGAUUAGUCGAGGAACCCGAUUUGGAAAUAAUGGCCUUAAAGGGUGAAAAUGUCACUCUGAGUUGCAAAGCAAUGUCUAGCUCAAGCAGCAAUAUGAUGUUUGUAUGGAAGAAAGAUAACGUCGAACUGUCAAACUCGGAUGUCACUGUUAUGUCUAGAACUGACCCGGACGGUAAAUCGAUGGAGACUAGUUCCCAAUUAAAUUUGCCUCAUGUAGAUAACUCGCACGCUGGAAAAUAUCAGUGCGUGGUUAGCAAUAGUUACGGAACGACGUAUUCGCAGAAAUCCACUAUAUCCGUCUUGGUCUACCCGACGUUUUCGAAAAAACCCAAAAACGUGACCGUGCAAGCCGGUCAGAAAGCAAAAUUGGAAUGCGCCGCCACUGGCGAGCCCCAACCGGAAAUAGCCUGGCACAAAGACGGUGGUAAUGACUUCCCCGCCGCCAGAGAACGAAGAAUGCACGUCCCCAGCGACGACAUAUUUCUCAUAAUGGACACCAAACCUAGCGAUAUGGGGGUGUAUAGCUGCACCGCCCAUAACAUCGCCGGAACAGUAGUGGCCAACGUUUCAUUGACCAUCGAGGAAAAACCGUCAUUUGGUAAAGAAAUGGAAGACAAAGAAAUAACGGCAGGAGAAGAUCUGGUGCUUCAAUGCGUCGCCAGGGGUCUGCCUAAACCUACCAUCACGUGGCUAAAAGACGGCGAACCCAUAGUUCCUACCGAAAGACACUUCUUCACCGCCGAAAAUCAGUUAGUUAUUAUCGUCGAUUCGAUCCAAAACGAUUCUGGUGUCUACGAAUGCCGAUUGAAUAAUUCCCUGGGUGACGAAAGCGGCAUCAGCAAGAUCGUCAUUAAACCAAGCGCGUCCAUAGGCGAGAUCAUCUCGGAAGCGUUUGAUACGACCAAUAUGAUGGGAAUAAUCAUAAUAACGGUCGUAUCGUGCGCCAUAUUGACGUCGAUAAUAUGGGUAGUGAUAAUCUAUCAAACGCGUAGACGCAUGGUAGUUCCGCCGGUAGGCAACGAACUACCGGAACUCAUCGACAAAGGUCACACCCAUCAAGAGUUGGGAAUUCACUGUCCCGACAAUUUAUCCGAUCAUUCGUCAUGUAAAGAUAGCGGAACCGGUGAUUCGGCGAAAAGAAGCAACGAUGAUUUGGUGCCGGAAGAAUUUUUGAUGAUCGCCAGCGGAGAUGCGGUAAUGAAUUCAUCCCAUAUACCCUUAUUGCACUAUCCUAGGUCCACGAAUCACGAUCGGGUAGGUGGGGAAGCUGAAACGUCUAUGGCAGCUACAGCGAGAGAUGUUUAAAGCUUUAAUUCGUAUUUUUAGUCGACAUACAUAUUUUUUUCUUGCGUUACUUACAUUUCGAUCGCGCAUUUCCUCAAAAUCGGCUCUCUACAACCGAUAGUUCGGCAACAUAGUUGCGGGCAAAAAUGUGAGCAGCGCAAUUUGUAUUAUGGUACAAGCCUUGUAUAUAGUUAUUCUUUAGUUCCUUUAUUAGUCGCUAAGUUUGACUGUUUCUUGGGGCAUGUAACGUUUUAUUUGACUCGUUUUCUUUUUCGUACCUUGUGAUAUUAUUUUUUAAAGAAAGGUAUUAAUGAUUUUCAUUUACCUUAUUAACUAUUCUGAAUUACAUUCAAACUAACGUCCCCUUGUUAUUUAUUAAUGCUACAAAAGCAGCCGGACCAGUGUAGAAAAAGAAAAGUAUUAUUUUUCCCUUUAGUUUGUGUAAUUCAGGACCCCGGAAGUCAUACUGCCCAACUGUACAAGUAGAAAUGUAAUUCCUUUACUUUAUACGACCCGUUUUUUUUUUUUUUUGUGUAACUAUUGUAGCGCAUGUGCUUGAAUGUGAGUUUUAUUUAUUUAAAAAUUGUAUGCCCGUCCCGGUAUGUGUGUA
Messenger RNA from Cylas formicarius (sweet potato weevil), 3138 nucleotides. RefSeq names its product leucine-rich repeats and immunoglobulin-like domains protein 2. The coding region runs from base 243 to 2549 and encodes 768 amino acids. The transcript is spliced from 9 exons. Gene Ontology annotation, molecular function: protein binding. The record is from RefSeq and is a predicted model, not a curated record. NCBI's taxonomy places the organism in Eukaryota, Metazoa, Arthropoda, Insecta, Coleoptera, Brentidae.